AUGAGUUUUAGUAUCACCAAAGAAGAGGCUGACAAUGCUGCGUCUAACAGUCCGGAUAUCGAGCUAAGAGAACAGGACCGUUGGCUCCCCAUAGCCAACGUGGCCAGGCUCAUGAAGUACACGUUACCAGCCACAGCGAAAGUCAGCAAGGACGCCAAAGAAUGCAUGCAAGAGUGUGUUUCAGAAUUUAUUUCAUUUAUAACAAGUGAGGCCAGCGACAAGUGUCUCAGGGACAAGAGGAAAACGAUCAACGGCGAAGAUAUACUAUACUCAAUGCAUGAUCUAGGAUUUGAAAACUAUGCUGAGGUGCUCAAAAUUUAUUUGGCCAAGUAUCGAGAGCAGCAGGCGCUAAAACAAGAGCGUGGAGAAACCAAGGUUUCUAAAAAACUGGCGAAGAAAAGGGAAGCUCUGCUACAAGAAGAAGUCAACGUCAAGGCCGAAGAUACGCCGACUCACAACGAGUUUGCGGACCACAACGGUCCCAAUUCCCACGAGGCUGACGGCCAAAAUGUUGAUCAGACAGUUCACGAGCAGCACCAAAACCAUAUAUCCUCGCUAGGGUAUGAAGGUCAAGAGAAACACGGACAUUCCCCAGAUUAUUUCCAACAAUACAAUGCUGAAGAAAAUGGAUCCCAUAACGGGCCAGAUCACAACGACAUGAACUUGAAGGAUGAUCUCAAUGUCGAGGUGAAUCUAGAUCAGGAUCACAAUAUAGAUGAGGACCAUAACAUAGCUCUUGAGGAUGAAAGAUAUAGUGGCUUCAUCAAUGGUCAAGAAGAAGGCGACUUGCCCAACUCGAACAGAGAGCACUCAAAAUCACACAGCCAAUCUGACAAUGGGAAUGUCGAUGAUUUGAGUAAGUUGGCUGCACAUGAAGAUUUGGACCUUUCAAUGGCUGACCGUGAUUACUAUUAA
This is a messenger RNA of Candidozyma auris, 915 nucleotides long. It is a transcript of the gene HAP31, whose product is annotated as Hap31p. The record is from RefSeq and is a predicted model, not a curated record. Gene Ontology annotation, cellular component: nucleus; CCAAT-binding factor complex. Gene Ontology annotation, molecular function: RNA polymerase II cis-regulatory region sequence-specific DNA binding; DNA-binding transcription activator activity, RNA polymerase II-specific; protein heterodimerization activity. The transcript has a single exon. NCBI's taxonomy places the organism in Eukaryota, Fungi, Ascomycota, Pichiomycetes, Serinales, Metschnikowiaceae. Gene Ontology annotation, biological process: regulation of transcription by RNA polymerase II. The coding region runs from base 1 to 915 and encodes 304 amino acids.